AUGAAAAUACAACAACAAUACAACGACAAUACAACGACAAUACAACAACAACGACAACGACAACGACAACGACAAUACAAUGACAACGGCAACGACAACACAAAGACAAUACAACGACAAUACAAUGACAAUACAACAAUACAACGACAAUACAACGACAAUACAACGACAAUACAACGACAAUACAACAACGACAAUACAACGACAAUACAACGACAAUACAACGACAAUACAACGACAAUACAACGACAAUACAAUGACAAUACAACGACAAUACAACGACAAACAACGACAAUACAACGACACACAACGACAACGACAAUACAACGACAAUCGACAACGACAAUACAACGACAAUACAACGACAACAACAACGACAAUACAAUGACAAUCGACAACGACAAUACAAAGACAAUACAACGACAAUACAACGACAAUACAAGACAAUACAACGACAAUACAACGACAAUACAACAAUACAACGUAUACGACAAUACAACGACAAUACAACGACAAUACAAUGACAAUACAACGACAAUAGAACCAAUACAACGACAAUACAACGACGAUACAACGACAAUACAACGACAAUACAACGACAAUAGAAAGACAAUGCAACGACAAUGCAACGACAAUACAACGACAAUACAACGACAAUACAACGACAAUACAACGACAAUACAACGACAAUACAACGACAAUACAACGACAAUACAACGACAAUACAACGACAAUACAACGACAAUACAACGACAAUACAACGACAAUACAACGACAAUACAACGACAAUACAACGACAAUACAACGACAAUACAACGACAAUACAACGACAAUACAACGACAAUACAACGACAAUACAACGACAAUGCAACGACAAUACAACGACAAUACAACGACAAUACAACGACAAUACAACGACAAUACAACGACAAUACAACGACAAUACAACGACAAUACAACGACAAUACAACGACAAUACAACGACAAUACAACGACAAUACAACGACAAUACAACAAGAAUACAACGAGAAUACAACGACAAUACAACGAGAAUACAACGACAAUACAACCACAAUACAACCACAAUACAACCACAAUACAACCACAAUACAACGAAAACGACAACGACAAUACAACGACAACGACAACGACAACGACAAUACAACGACAAUCCAACGACAAUAG
Messenger RNA from Paramuricea clavata, 1185 nucleotides. The record is from the annotation of a GenBank genome assembly. NCBI's taxonomy places the organism in Eukaryota, Metazoa, Cnidaria, Anthozoa, Malacalcyonacea, Plexauridae.